UUUUGGUUUUGAGGACGCAAUUAAAAAGGGACUUUUUAAAAACUUUUUGGCCUUUUUUCAUGAAUUUCGUGAUAAAAUAAAAGUGAUAACAGCAAAUUAACAUCAUUUGCAAUCCCCGACGUCGUUCCCGUUGGAAAAGUAGGCCGAGAAAUUGUAAGAAUCUUGGAAAACCGCAGCGCCAAAGUUCCCCAAAAAGACCGGGCGGAAAAGGAAACCGUACUGGGGUAAAUCCUCACUGAAGAAGAACGCAGGCAAAAUUUCCAGGAGCAUCCGGCAUCCUGCGCUGUUAGUCUUGCGGUUUAUGGCCACAACCGGACACAAAAUGAAGGUACUAUCGCUCUACAAACAGUUGAUACGAGCCUCGCAGAAAUUCGACUCGUACAAUUUUCGCUCGUACGCGCUACGCCGGAUUCGUCAUGCCUUUCGGGAGAACAAGGCGCUUACGGAUGGUGCACAGAUCGAGAGUGAACUAGCCUACGGACAAUCUAACCUGGACAUCAUCAAACGACAGACCGUAAUUGGAAACCUGUUCAGAGCGCCCGACAAACUAGUGAUAGAGAAGUAACAGGUUGGGCAUCGGCCUCAUGGCUUUGACUAGUAAAAUCAUGAAAUCCCAGAAUGCAGUGUUUCCAAACCCCAAAAACCCCCAAUCCCUAAUAUAUAUCCUAAUCGACUCGACUUGGGAUCUUCGCGGCUGAAAUUCGAAGAACAUGUUUGCUAAGCGAACACAUAAGAUCCGGAAGCUAACGGAGAUACCCUCUGGAUGUAAAUAACGGUGCAAGCAUCCACGCUCUAUCCUCUCAAUGCUGUCAUUUGCAACCUUAGCUCUUAGCACCUUAGCACCAGCGCAUUUCCGGAUUUUCUUGAUUAACAAGUAAAAUAUGCAAAAUAAACAUUACAGAAAA
Molecule: messenger RNA, 905 nt
Organism: Anopheles darlingi
Lineage: Eukaryota; Metazoa; Arthropoda; Insecta; Diptera; Culicidae
Gene: bcn92
Product: protein bcn92
Exons: 4
Coding region: 302-565 (87 amino acids)
Biological process (GO): iron-sulfur cluster assembly
Cellular component (GO): mitochondrion; L-cysteine desulfurase complex
Source: RefSeq, a predicted model, not a curated record